Desarmillaria tabescens is the source of this 3278-nucleotide messenger RNA. RefSeq names its product glycosyl transferase family group 2-domain-containing protein. The transcript has 16 exons. NCBI's taxonomy places the organism in Eukaryota, Fungi, Basidiomycota, Agaricomycetes, Agaricales, Physalacriaceae. The record is from RefSeq and is a predicted model, not a curated record. The coding region runs from base 266 to 2923 and encodes 885 amino acids.
GUGCAUGCGGUCGUACUGGUACCUGGCUUUUUUUGUACCGAAUGAUGCUUGUGGAUCGGCCUGUCACCACUUUGCCUGUCACUGCGAUGGCCUCUUCCGUCUUCUCAGCCGUAAUCGCGGUCGGUGGACUAUCCCUGCACUGCUCCAAACCUGAUCGGCUUUUAAAGACUUCGUCCCUUCGCGGAAUCGAUUCUUGAGUUGCUGCUCCUCCGGCUUUUACUCUACUCACUUUCUUUUACAUUCCCCCCCCAACGUCUUGGGUAUCAUGGACUACGAUAACUAUGAUGCCGUCCUUCAUUAUGUUUGGGGUCGUACUCAAGGAGACGCUUGGUUCAAGCCCUCAGAAGAAAAUGUGGCAGCCGGAGUCUGUCUCCGUGUCGCGCCUGGCCAAUUCCGCGUGUUUCCGUACGAAAACCGCUUUCUGGCGCCAUUCGAGGCAGCCGUCCGUAUCCUCAACCCCCUCGUCGCUGUCAAAGUCAGGAGCGCCGCCGUAAAUGCUGCCUUGUCCACCGUGGCCGAAGAUGCUGUGUGCAUGUACCUCGAUUCAGACACGCGAAUUCAAGUGCUCGAUACAAUGAGCCAUCUUGUCCGUGCGGACAAGGAACAGUGCGGUGCCUUUCUGCGUGAUGAGCGUGUAUUAGUCGUAUGGUCCGACGAUCUCGACAAUAUCAUUCCCCUGUGUUCAGAUUUCGAAGAGAAAUUGAUGAAGCUCGUCUGGCGGUCCCGUGGAACUAUUGCCUCGUCCAUUACAGGAACAUCUGCUGCCCCAUCGACUACUGCAUCCGACGAUAAUCUCAACGCCGAUAACAAGGCCGCAGAAGCCGCUGCCGUGGCCUCGGAAGCUGUUGCCGUCGCUGUUCUUCAAGAGCGCGAAAAGCAACCAGGACAGAAAACGUCGACUGGGUUCUGGAGCUGGAAGUUGUCUGGCAAGUCAAAGGCAGCAAAACAUUCGGAUCCGGAGAAAGCUUCUGGCAAGUCUGCUCGGCCUAUUCAACUCUAUGGACCUUUCUAUGGAGGUCUCGGUGCAGGAUUGUCUCUUUACUUUAUUGGAAGCGGUAUUUCGACGAUGAUUUCCGAGGCCCGGCUUGACUCUGACUACACAAGAUUCGCGUUGGUUGCUACAACACCGUUUCUCAUUUGUGUGUCGCUGUUCUUCGCCCUUCAAGUCAUUACGAACCUUUCUAUGGUCUUUGGCCCCGUCGCGCAAUACCAUGAAAACUCUCGCUAUUACUCUGCAGUGGUACCCGAACCUAACCCGGAGCUAGACGCGAAGCUUCCUCACGUAACUGUUGAGAUGCCUGUCUACAAAGAAAGUCUCGAAGAGACCAUCGCUCCGUCGGUAAUGUCCCUAAAGAAGGCGAUGCAGACGUACGCCCGACAGGGUGGCACCUCCGCCAUCUUUAUUCACGAUGAUGGUAUUCAGCUUAUUAACGAAGCGGAGAGGCAGAAGCGAAUAGCGUUCUAUGCCAACCACAACAUUGGCUGGGUCGGUCGUCCUGGACACUCGAACGAACCCGAUGGCUACAAGCGGGCAGGUCGUUUCAAGAAGGCUUCGAACAUGAACUACGGAUUAGCUCUGUCCCUUAAGCUAGAGGAGAAGCUCCUUGAACUCGAGGCCUCGGAAAAGGCUGGGGCCAUCUCAGACGAUUUGGAUGAAUGUUUGGAGGACAAGGCACUCAAGCUUGCGAUCGAGGACGUCUACGAAGCCAAUGGUAGGAAGUGGAAGCCUUGGGCAUCUAACGGCAAAUCGCUUAGAAUGGGCGAUGUCAUUUUGAUCGUGGACUCUGAUACUAUUGUUCCCGAGGAUUGCUUCAGAGAUGCCGCACGCGAGUUGGCUGAGUGUCCCGAGGUCGCCAUCAUCCAGCACGAGUCAGACGUUAUGCAAGUCGCACACCAUUACUUCGAGAAUGGCAUCACACACUUCACGCGCCGAGUGAAUAGAUGUAUUUCCAUGGCUUGCGCAAACGGCGAAGUGGCCCCGUUUGUGGGACACAACGCCUUCUUGAGGUGGUCUGCGAUCCAAGAUGCGGCUUUCGUAGACCCAGAUGAUGGCGUCAAGAAGAUUUGGUCGGAAAGCAACGUCUCCGAAGACUUUGACAUGGCACUUCGACUCCAGUUGAAAGGAUACAUCAUUCGAUGGGCGACAUACUCGGAGAACGGUUUCAAAGAGGGUGUAUCGCUUACCGUCGAUGAUGAGCUCAAUCGCUGGCAGAAAUAUUCCUAUGGCUGCAACGAACUGUUGUUUAACCCGUUAUCUACCUGGUGGCGACUUGGACCUAUCACGAAGCAGUUGCGAACUUUCAUCUGGUCGGCUGCGCCGGUCCAUUACAAGAUCAGUAUGAUGGCGUAUAUGUUUUCCUACUAUGGAAUUGCAGCGUCGGCCAUGUUGUCGGUGCUCAACUAUCUCCUCCUUGGCUGGGCUCUCGACGUCGAUGGAUACUACAUGCACAGUUUCGAAAUUUGGUUGGCUUGUACUGUUGUUUUCCCAGGAGCCGGAAAUCUUGGGUAUACGUUGUUGGAAUACCGUCUCGGGAAGAGGAGCAUCUUGUCCUCCUUCCUCGAAAAUAUCACCUGGAUACCCUUCUUCUUUUUCUUCUUCGGAGGUCUCAGCAUCCACCUUUCUGUUGCACUACUCGCUCAUAUGUUCUCGUAUAAUAUUACGUGGGGGGCCACUGCUAAGGAAGUCGAAAGAUCCAACUUCUUCCUCGAGGUCCCCAAGAUCUGGAAGCGUUACUGGCCCGUUAUACUUCUGUGUAUCAUUGGUAUCGCUGCGAUGAUCGUCCUGUCUCUGUCGUUUAUUCCAGAAGGAUGGCGUAUCCCGGGGACUUCUUGGGCUGUUAUCUUCCCUCUUGCCAUUGUAAUUUCAGGGCAUUUGCUAUUCCCUGUCGUUCUCAACCCGUGGCUCAUGAUUUUCUCAUACUGAAAUACUCCCUCCCCCAAAUGGCGAGUCAGCGACAACAUCCUGCAAAUUAUAUUACUAUUGGUUAGACGAUUUUGGACUUCCUGUGUCGAUAGACUUAUUCUCAUCCUUUAUCUAUAAUCUCAAGUGUACAGUAGUACAUAUAGUAGACUCCGGUAUCUUCUGUUGUGCGCUCAUUUAUAGCUUGCCUUCUUUUUCUUCCCUCUCUCGCGCACAUACCGCAUAUUCUACAAUUUUAUUUGAAGAUCCAGGAGCAUAACGUGGACACUGGUACACACAAAUGAUUUUUUAGAUGCCUUCUGUUUUCACGAUCAUUAUAUUAUGUAAAUGCAAUGGGCAUAUUUUGUGAAAACACUUU